This is a messenger RNA of Rodentolepis nana, 873 nucleotides long. The record is from the annotation of a GenBank genome assembly. Lineage: Eukaryota; Metazoa; Platyhelminthes; Cestoda; Cyclophyllidea; Hymenolepididae.
AUGCUAUAUUCUCAAAAUAAGCAAAUUGACACUGAUUUUCAAAUUCCAUCUGAAGAUAUAAACCAAUUAAGCGAUGCCGAUCCUAGCAGGGAGUUUCCAAUGGCAAACUCUUCUUUUCGCGAUGGUUCAUUUUCUCCUGGGGAUUGGGAAUAUGUCGAGGUUGUGAUAUCCCGGCCUCAUGGCCAAAACCAGAGCUUCGGUUUUAGUAUCGCAGGCGGCUACGAUGCUCAACAAGAAAACGGCGAUUCAAGUGUAUUUAUUACUCGCAUUGCUCCAGGCGGAAUUGCAGAAGCUGAUGGUCGCCUACAGCCAUUCGAUCGGAUAGUCUCAGUAAAUGGAACUGACCUAAACUACGUGUCAAAUCAGGAGGCUGUGAGGAUACUGAAGGAAUCGGGUGACACAUUGGCUAUGAUAAUUCGACGCUACAUCGGACCUGAACCUGGUUCUUCAGGAAUUGAAUCUAUAUCUCCUAUAACCAAUACUAAUAUACCUCCGAGUAACGAUGAUCAAACUACCAGUGAUGACGUGUAUUUCGAAGUUAAUCUGGUGAAACCAUCGGAGAAUAUCGGACUUGGAUUUACAAUUGCUGGAGGGCAGAUGAUAGAGGGAUUUCCAGAAGGAAUUUAUGUGACUAAACUCACUCCUGGUGGUUUAGCUGAACAGGAUGGACAGAUACAACCGGGCGAUCGUCUUAUUCAGGUAAAUGGCCAAGAGUUGGGCAAUGCGUCUCACGAAAUGGCUGUUCAACUUCUCCGUAAUGCUGGAACUCAUGUGCAUCUCGUUCUUCUUCGACCUCUAAGAUCAACUGUCAGCCAGAAUUUCACUCCCAGUCUCGCUUCAGACGACACGAUUGUCGACACCAAGAAGCGCUGA